Messenger RNA from Capsicum annuum, 1461 nucleotides. Its product is annotated as bifunctional protein FolD 2. Gene Ontology annotation, molecular function: methylenetetrahydrofolate dehydrogenase (NADP+) activity; methenyltetrahydrofolate cyclohydrolase activity. The transcript is spliced from 6 exons. The record is from RefSeq and is a predicted model, not a curated record. Gene Ontology annotation, cellular component: cytosol. Lineage: Eukaryota; Viridiplantae; Streptophyta; Magnoliopsida; Solanales; Solanaceae. Gene Ontology annotation, biological process: tetrahydrofolate interconversion. Bases 374 to 1273 code for a protein of 299 amino acids.
UCCUUAAGAUCAAUAACAACUCAAUGUUCUAGGCAGAGAGGGCCAUAUCAUUUUAGUUGCAAAAAUAAGCGAAUAACGAUCCUCGGAAAAAAUCAUGAAAUAAACAAAGUUAUACCCAUAAAUAUUUAUUUCUAUGAUAUUUUAUUUAUAUUUCUCAUUCUAAUUUUCCUUUUGGUGAUUUUAAUGAUUUUUAUCAGAUUGGACAUAAAAAAUACUAUCUUAUAUAUCUUCCAUAAUCUCCCACCCACUUCAACUCACCAACUCUCAUUCCACAGCUCCAAAUAUUUUUUCCAUUUUUCUUACAGAUCCAACAAUUUCAAGAUUUAUUUUCCGUCCUGAAGUUUUAGGCAAGUUGUCUCUCGUUUGAAGAAAAAUGGCAUCGCCAUCAGAUCACAAGGCCGCAAUCAUUGAUGGUAAAGCAAUCGCUCAAACUAUUCGUUCUGAGAUUGCUUCUGAAGUCAAACUUCUUUCAGAAAAGUAUGGCAAGGUCCCGGGGUUGGCCGUAGUCAUUGUAGGAAAUAGGAAGGAUUCACAAAGUUAUGUGAAUAUGAAGAGAAAAUCUUGCACUGAGCUUUGCAUAAAGUCUUUUGACGUAGAUCUCCCAGAGGAAGUUGCUGAAGCUGAAUUGAUUAGCAAGGUCCAUGAGCUGAAUGCUAAUCCUGAUGUACAUGGUAUACUGGUCCAGCUCCCGUUACCAAAACAUAUUAAUGAAGAGAAAGUUCUCGGUGAAAUCAGUCUGGAAAAGGAUGUAGAUGGCUUUCAUCCUCUAAAUAUUGGCAAGCUUGCAAUGAAAGGCAGGCAACCUUUGUUCCUCCCUUGCACGCCCAAGGGAUGCAUCGAGCUUUUAGUUCGAAGUGGGAUUACCAUAAAGGGAAAGAAUGCAGUUGUGGUUGGUCGAAGCAACAUUGUUGGAUUACCCGUAUCUCUGCUUCUCCUGAAGGAAGAUGCCACUGUUACUAUAGUUCAUUCACGUACCAAGGAACCAGAGAAAAUCAUUCGUGAAGCUGACAUAAUCAUCGCUGCUGCAGGGCAAGCUAUGAUGAUCAAAGGCAGCUGGAUCAAACCCGGUGCUGCAGUAAUUGAUGUUGGGACAAAUGCAGUAGAUGAUCCUUCUAGGAAGUCGGGUUAUAGGCUCGUUGGAGAUGUCGAUUUUCAGGAAGCAUGCAAGGUGGCUGGAUGGAUAACUCCAGUUCCGGGAGGCGUUGGACCAAUGACUGUUGCGAUGCUUCUGAAGAAUACAUUGGAUGGAGCUAAACGAGUUAUCGACAAGUAAACACUUUACUUCCUUUGGCUCUGUAGACUAUUACAAUAAAGAUGUCAUGGCUUCUUAGCUUGUUGACAAUACAUGCAUUUAGAAGAUGUCAAUUACAUUCAAGAAAACAACAAUGAGAUUGUUCUUGUGUAAUCGAGUUUUGUAUCGAAAAAAUCUUUUUAAAAAUUUAAUCUAUUGGUAAGAUGAUA